Messenger RNA from Rattus norvegicus (Norway rat), 3325 nucleotides. Lineage: Eukaryota; Metazoa; Chordata; Mammalia; Rodentia; Muridae. The record is from RefSeq and is a predicted model, not a curated record.
UUGUCUUGGUGUUAAUACCUUGGGGGGGGGGGGGGGGGGGCAAGCUUCAGGGAAGACCACCUCUGGCUUUGCCGCCCCGGUCAGAACUACAAUUCCCAGGGACCCCAACACAGCUUGUCUGUGGUUUUUGCGUGCGACUGGCGCAGUGCCUACUGGGAAAUGUAGUUGAAGUGGUCUCGGCGUGAGACUUUGCAUCUUUCCCGAAAUACCACGACUUGUAUCUCUGCACGCCCCUCAACUUUUGAGACUUGGUGGAGGCUUUCCAAGACUAUAAACCGGGGAGGACUCUAGGCUUUAGUCCUCUGCUGCGGUCUCUUGAAGAUGUCUAGUGUCUGGCGUAUUAGCUCAGACACCGUCACUGCACUUGUCCUCACGUUCACUUCACAAGGCUAGUACUCCAAGUGAAGAAAAGGGAGGGGUCACCUUCCAGAAAGUCUGGGGCUUUAGGGUCUUAUCCGAGAUCCCAGGUUCGGUGCCAGGAUCCAGAAACCACCCCUGCCCCCUAGCCGGUCUGCCCCCACCGUGGGAACGGAGACCAGCUGGCCGGAAGCGCCAAACUGCGUCCCUGUCCUAGCCCUAGGGAUCAAUCAGGCCGAGGAGUUAAUUAUGUAAUGAGGGGGUAGGGGGUCGGGACUAGUGAAGCCGCGAGGGAGAGGGGAGGGUACCCAGGUAUCCGGCCUCCUCUUGGACCCCUUCGAGGCCCCAGGGGUCUCCAUUCCAACCCACCUCCAGGGCCCCAAGGAGGGGAGGGGCUGUGAUCUCUGGUUUGGAAAGGGCUGUGCUGUGAGCUAUAAAAAGGGGGCAUCUUAGACCCCGGGUUCUAGCAACGGGACACAAGGCCAGAAGAAACUACAACAUGUACCAUCCACGAGAGUUAUACCCCUCUCUGGGGACUGGCUACCGUCUGGGACACCCCCAGCCUGGGGCAGACUCAACCUUCCCACCUGCCCUGACAGAGGGCUACCGCUACCCUGAUUUGGAUACUUCUAAACUGGAUUGCUUCCUCUCUGGGAUUGAGGCAGCUCCCCACACUCUGGCUGCACCCCCUCCUUUGCCCCUUCUCCCAUCUGCUCUGGGCCCUGAGACAGCACCGCCACCCCCAGAGGCCCUUCACUCGCUUCCUGGGGUCAGCCUGAGCUUGGAGAACCAGGAACUGUGGAAGGAAUUCAGCGCUGUGGGAACAGAGAUGAUCAUCACCAAGGCUGGCAGGCGUAUGUUCCCUGCUUGCCGAGUAUCAGUCACAGGCCUGGACCCGGAGGCCCGGUACUUGUUCCUUCUGGAUGUGGUUCCAGUGGAUGGGGCCCGAUACCGCUGGCAGGGCCAGCACUGGGAGCCCAGUGGCAAGGCUGAGCCCCGCCUACCCGACCGUGUCUACAUUCACCCUGAUUCUCCUGCCACUGGUGCCCACUGGAUGCGGCAGCCCGUAUCCUUCCACCGUGUUAAGCUCACCAACAGCACGCUGGACCCCCAUGGCCACCUGAUCUUGCAUUCCAUGCACAAGUACCAGCCUCGCAUUCACCUGGUGAGAGCCACCCAACUCUGCAGCCAACACUGGGGGGGUGUGGCCUCCUUCCGAUUUCCUGAGACCACAUUCAUCUCAGUGACAGCCUACCAGAACCCUAGGAUCACACAGCUGAAGAUCGCAGCCAAUCCCUUUGCCAAAGGUUUCCGAGAAAAUGGCAGAAACUGUAAGAGGGAGCGGGAUGCCCGUGUGAAGAGGAAACUCCGGGGCCCAGAGCCAGUGGCCACAGAGGCCUGUGGGAGUGGGGGUGAGUGCUGUCCUGGUGGCAUGGGGCCAAACCUGAGAAAAGGAGCCUCCCCUAGCCAACCUGUGCUUUCUGUCUCUUCAGAUACACCAGGGGGUCCCUGUGACUCCACCCUGGGUGGGGAUAUUCGAGAUUCAGAUCCAGAGCCGGCUCCUACCCCCCAGGAAGCUGCUUCUGCCUCAGCUCCUCCAUGUGGGGGCCCCAGUGCUGAGGCCUACCUCCUGCACCCUGCAGCUUUUCAUGGGGCCCCCAGUCAUCUACCAGCCAGGACCCCCAGCUUCCCUGAGGCUCCAGACCCUGGGCGCCCAGCCCCCUACUCAGCUGCAUUCCUGGAGCUACAGCCUGGACCGGGGAGCUCUGCUUAUCAAACGACCCCAUCUGUAACACCCUUUGCCCCUCACUUUAUUCAAGGGGCCCCCUUCCCUCUACCAUACCCAGGACCUGGAGGAUAUCUGGACAUGGGAUCCAAGCAAAUGUACUGAGCCAUGGUGUAGUAAGCCAAGCCAAGGCCUAUGCCAGCUUCCCUUGAUCCUCCAGCUCCCUUCCCCCUGCCUGGUAGCAUCCGCAUUGAAGUGGUACCCCCUCCCCCCCACCAAAUGGCUGGCUUGGGCCUCUCUUCUACCCUUUAGUUCACACCUUGAUUUCACUCCACCCCCUCUGGCUUCAAAGCUCAGGCAAGGCGGCUCUGAGUCCAGCUGGGGCCAGCUUCCCCUCAGCUCUCACCUCAGUGCGAAUGGAGGGAGACUCUGCCUGGCCAAAUGGGGCCCCAGCCCAGUACCCUACCUCCUGGGGGCCUCCUCAUCACUAGUGUAAGCCACGCCAAUUUGUUCUCAGGAUCAGAGUAUUUUUGUUAAUAAAACUCCAAAGACAUUAGGAAACUUGAGCUAAUGGUGUUGGCCCUGGGUGGGGCUGGAGGAGCCACAGCUUUAAGGUCCAGAUGCUUCUUGGCCUUGUGGAUAGGAUAGAGCCUGCUCUGGGCAUGUCCCCCUUCAAGAUGGGUAAGUUUCCUCACAAUGGUUGCUGCUUUAAGAAUCAAGGCCGUCCAGGAACCCAGAUUUUACCCAGCACUAAGGAAGCCUUUGGGAAAGAUUAGUGAAUGGAGCCAGAAGGCUCCGGGAUCAGUGGACAAACAGAUAAGUCUCUAUGUCCACCCCAAUCAAACCUGACAGAAACCCUAAGACUAUUUUUCUUCUUUUAUUAGAAUUUUUUUCUUUUUUUCUCAAAAUGUUUUAUCUAAAAACAAAAAACAAAAAAAAAAAAAAAAAAGAAAGAAAGAAAGAAAAAAGAAAAAGGAAAAAAGAAAAACAAAAUGACUGGAAACUUCAUGGAUCAAGUGGGAGGAAGGAGAGGAAGCCAGGAGCUAAGGCUCCAACCUCUCCAGAGCAAGUCCGCACCCUGGGGGCAAGCAAAGCCAGGCAGCCCCUCAUACCCAGCCUCCGACUGGGCAGAGGGCAGUCACAGUGGUCCAAGGGCCAGAGGGGCUGGGGCCAAGGAGUCACAGGAAAUAGUCAGCCACUGGCUUUUUGGAGGGGAUGCCACGUGUCUCUUGGGGUGCAGCC